AUGUCUGCGACGGGCUCAGGCUGCGGACCCGGACCCGGACUCCGGACCCGCAUCCAGCUCCGGGCCGGGGGCACCAACCCGAAGUUCAGCGAGAAGAUCGCGCUGCACACCCAGCGGCAGGCCGAGGAGACGGCCGCCUUCCAGGAGGUGAUGAUGGACAUCACCUCCACCAGGUUGCAGGCUCAGAAGCUCCGCCUCGCCCGCAGUCAGGGACCGUACUACGGCGGCUCGCUACCCAACGUCAACCAGAUCGGCAGGAACCCCCAGGACUUCCAGGGCUCUUUCCCGUCCACUCUGGAGUCGAACCGUUCUACCCGGCAUCACGGCCUGGUGGAACGAGUCCAGAGAGACCGCCGCUUCGUCUCGCCCGUCCGGCCGUACAGGAACCGCCAAGUGGAGAACUCUCUGUACAACUCUGCAUACCUGUCGCCUCCGCCGGACCCCAGCUGGAGAAGGAAUUGGUCUGGAAACUUCCCCGGAGAUAAAAGCCAGUUGUUCCGUCUUCCCACCACCGCACUCAACAGGACCAACUCGGACUCGGCGCUGCACACCAGUGUGAUGAACCCCCCCCCAGGAGACCCCUUCACCGCGGGGGGCCGCCCCACCCUGACGCCGCAGAGCGCCCGGCGCUCCGGUCAGAGUGACGGAGAGUCCAGAAGAAUGUUUCCAUAUCCGGUUCCUCCCAUUGAGGAGAACAUACUGGAUGAAGGCAAACUGCUCAAGCCGUGGGACACCAAGAAGCUGCCUCUGCUGUCCUCCAGACCCAAGUCCUGCGAGGUUCCCGGGAUAAACGUCUUCACGUCUCUGGAGCAGCCGUCCACGCCGGCUCACGGCGUCCCCUCGGCGCUCAACACGGGCGGCUCCCUGCCCGACCUGUCCAGCCUCCACUUCCCCUCGCCGCUGCCCACGCCGCUGGACCAGGACGAGCCGGGCGGCCCGGGCGCCUCGCUGAGCGGCGGCAGCAGCACGGGGAACCUGGCGUCCACCCUCACCCAGCUCGGCAUCACCGCCGCCAGCAGCACGCCCGGAGGCAACGGCAGCUUCCACCAGCACACGCCAGGCCUCCUGGCAUCUCUACAGAGCACGCUCAGUAACCCCUCCCUGCCCUCGUCGCUAAGCAAUCCCAACAUCCAAUCAUCGCUCAGCAGCCACUCCUUCUCCGCCUCCCUGAGCUCCGCCUCCCUGCACUCAUCGCUUAGCAACCCCUCUCUGCAGUCCCUAAGCUCCUCCCCCUCCCUGCCCUCCUCUCUCAGCAGCCAAUCGCUGCACUCGUCCCUCAGUAGCUCCUCCCUGCAGUCGGCGUCCAGCGGUAACCCGGGAUACGGCGGCGGCUCCACCUCCUCCUCCUCGGCGUCGUCUUACGGACCGAGUCAGCCGGCGCUCAGCACGUCGCCACGGAGACGGGCCCAGCUGUCCCCCCUCAUCCUGUCCAUGGGGGGGGAGUCGAGGAGACACCACUCCAAGCAGUUCUCCCCCACCAUCUCCCCCACCCUGUCCUCCAUCACACAGGGCGUCCCUCUGGACACCAGCCGCCUCCCCCUGGACCAGAGGCUCCCUCCAUACUCGCUCAGCCACCAGCCCCCUCCUCUGGGUCAGCAGCACCACCAGCAGCUGCACCGCCUGCAGCAGCCCCGGCCCGCCACGCCGCAGCAGAACCUGCACCUGCACAACCUGCACAACCUGCACAACCUGCGAAACCAGCACAUGCAGCAGCACUUUGGAACGCAGCAGAGGCCGAUGGGACCGGCCAUGCCCAUAAAGAGCGAGGGGACGUUGGACCAGUGCGUCCAGACGUCGUCCCUGUGCCAAGUCAAACAGGAGGUGGAGCUUCAGAGGGGCGGCGGCCUCCCGCAGCACCAGCAGUUCAACCAGAGUUUGACCUCUGACCUCUAUAACGAUGCCUUGCUCAACUCACUGCUGGACGACCCAUACCUGACCCUGCAGCUCAACAGCAAAUCCAACCAGCAGUUCACCUCGGACCACCAGGGAGACGGGUUCUCCGGUCUGAGCUGCACCGCGGACAAGAGCCAGUUCCCCUCCCAGAGCCAGGGGCCCCUGGACCUGCAGGAGCCCGGGGACCAGCAGCUCCUCAACAACCAGAACCAGAACUACAGCGGAGGCGGCGAGGGGCGACACAACGUGCCCAACAUCAUCCUCACCGGUGACUCCCCCACCGGUCUGUCCAAAGAGAUCGCCAGCGCCCUGUCCCACGUCCCCGGCUUCGAGAUGGACCCUUUCUCAUUGGAGGACCAGCUCAGGAUGGACCCCCUGUCCCUGGACAUGCUGGACGGGGACCUGAUGCUGGCCGACCCGGCCGUGGAGGACUCGUUCCGCUCCGACCGCCUCAAGUGACCCCGCCCACCUGGCAAGGACACGCCCACCCACCGGGAGGUGGAAGAGACCUGGCGUCUGUGGACGGACCCGGGGUCCCUGUGGGGGGGCAUCGUGGAGCCUGCCAGAACUGGCAACCCGAGUCUUCUCGUGUCUUCAGGCAUUACCGAGUCCGACCUGCACGUUCUACCUGAGGAACUCUGUACAUAGACCCACCGGCAGCGCUACAGCUUCUGCAGCUGAUAUGCAUCAUGUCUGAGCUUCAGGAGCGGCUCCGAGAAGUCCUGAUGGACCCCCCAAGGAACCCGAGAGGUCCUGAGGACCCUGAGGGCCCCAGAUGCUCGGAACCCUUUAGUCCCAAAACCAGCAACAGUUUUCUGUGCUGUCCGCCACUUUAACAGGAGCGAAGCCAUGACUGUUCUGAUCCUCCUCAGACUACCCGGGCUGGACUCAGGACUCAGGAUCUGGACCACUUUCAGACUGGUUUCUGGACUGGUUGUAGACUGGGCUUUGGACUGGAUCCAGACUUGGUUCAAGGGACGUUUUGACCAGCUUUCGAGGUUUUAGACUCGAUCUUAGUCCACAUCUAGACCAGUUUCUGGACGGGUUUCUGGACUGGCUUUAGACUAAUUCCUGGACUGGAUUUAGACUGGUUCCAGGACCGGUUUCUGGACUGGUCCCAGGAUUAGAUUUAGACUGGUUUGACUAACCUUGGGCAGGCUUUAGACUGGACUCUGGACCACUUUAUGCUGUUUCUGGACUGGUAAUAUUCUGUUCUUUUGUUGUGUUUUUGCUGGUUCUGGACGGUCCUGGAUCUCUGGAGGUUCCUUGUGGUCCAGUCUGACUCUGUGGCAUUGAGGUGAGGUCUCUGGUCCACAGUGGGACCAGGUGCAGGACUGUGCUGGUCCAGGAUGAGGACUGUGGUGGUCUGAUGAGUCCGUCUUCUCGUACGAUCGUAAACGUUGAACCCUUUAAACUCGCUCACUGUGAUUGACAGCUCUUGGCCCCGCCCCCUCCCCUCUGCUGCUUGAUGCUUUUUUCUAUUCAGAUUAUUUUUAUUUAUUAACCAGAAAUUACAAAGUUUUUUUGCGUACACACACACAUGCACACACACUGUCCCAGGUUGAUUGACAAGUUACCAGGAGAACAGACUUUGACCUGGAGUUGAACCGAGAUCCUCUUCCUGUGAGGUGGCCAGUGCUAACCACUGCCGCACCGCGCCCUCCCGCAUCCACUCGUCGGGUUACCCUGAAGCAGCUCAUCUUGACUCACAUUGAAAGUUUACUGAAAGCCAUGUUAGUGGCGAGGACGCCCCCCUGCCGCCCCCUGCUGGCCGCAGCCCGCCACUGCGGCCUGUAGAGCGCGAGGCGUUCAGACACCAAGGCUCCGUUCACACAGCAACUCCAGUGGAACGCAACUUUUUUAGAAAACUUUGUGUCAAUGGAGGAAUGAAAGGAUGCGUUUUGCCUUGAAGCGCUGCUGCGUGAACGGGCCCUGAGUUUUAUUAUGAAGUGUUCCACAGAUUUUAGAAGAUGGGAUGAAUUUGUUACUGACGGAGACGAACGAACAGCCUGCAUUAACCCUUCAUAACGCAAGCUUAGCGCAGCGCCUGGCGGUGGUGGACGGUGGUUGCCUAGCAACAGAGUGAAGAGGAAUAAGUUUAACCCUUUUAGAGAAACUCACAGGAAUUAAAACCUGAAUUUCUGACCUGAACUACAGAAGUGAAACCGCGUUCUGCUCCGUGGAACGGUUCUGCAGGAGAACUGCUGCGGAACGUCGCCGGUUCUGUGUGUGUGUGUGUGUGUGUGUGUGUGUGUGUGUGUGUGUGUGUGUGUGUGUGUGUGUGUGUGUGUGUGUGUGUGUGUGUGUGUGUGUGUGUGUGUGUGUGUGUGUGUGUGUGUGUGUGGUGUGUGUGUGUGUGUGUGUGUGUGUGACAGAGAGGGAUCAGUUCAAGGCCAUAUUUGAUAUUUUUCAUGUUUUGUACUGACAUAUUGAAUUUAUCACCUCGUUUGUUUUUUCCUUGUUUUUGUUUCUUUUUUUUAAUUUUGUUUCUUUUGUUUCUUUUUGUUUGUUUGUUUUUUUUCUCCCCUUUUUGUUGCUUUUGUUUUCCGUCUGUUUUGCUUGUUUUGGGCUCCGUCGGGAACCCGGACGCGGAGGUUUGUCGUUGCUCUGCGUCGUUUGCAGACGUGCGUCGUGACGGGCAGGAACGCCGCGCGGCGCCUUGUACAUAUGAAUGUUUGUAAACCGAGGUGCUUCUGAAGCUAACAGCAGAUUUUUAAACAGACUCCACUUCACUUUAUUUUCCAGAAAAUAAACAAAUAAAA
This is a messenger RNA of Salarias fasciatus (jewelled blenny), 4655 nucleotides long. RefSeq names its product CREB-regulated transcription coactivator 2. Lineage: Eukaryota; Metazoa; Chordata; Actinopteri; Blenniiformes; Blenniidae. Gene Ontology annotation, molecular function: cAMP response element binding protein binding. The transcript has 16 exons. Gene Ontology annotation, cellular component: nucleus; cytoplasm. Gene Ontology annotation, biological process: protein homotetramerization; positive regulation of transcription by RNA polymerase II. Bases 1 to 2352 code for a protein of 783 amino acids. The record is from RefSeq and is a predicted model, not a curated record.